GCAUUUGAGGGAGGUCUCAAGUGGUGAUGAAAGUUGACUUAGCAGCCUAUGGCCUCGCUCCCCUACACCGUCGUGCUCCUACACCAAGGGCAAAUCCGAUAAUACCGACACGUUUGUGAUACACGCGCUGAUAGAUCUCAUUGAUUGAGGCGCGGGCGCAGAGUAUAUCGUAGAACUCAGCUUCACUGGAUAACUCCUCCUUUCUUUCUUCCCUUUUUUUAAGCUGGGUGCUAAUAAUGUCAGCUUAGCGAUAAUUGUUUACUUCUUCUUGCUAUAUAGCACUCUCUUGCACGAAUUAAUCCAAGGAUUUAGUAAAGUGAAAAGAUUUGAAUCAAAUCUAGCAAAAAACAAAAAAAAAAAAAACAAAAAAAAGGGAGUAUAUAUUUUGCAUGAUGACGAAUCCUUGUUACCCUAAUGGCCCUCAAAAUCUACCAAUUUACGAAGAAGUAAUUGAUCCGAAUUCGUCGUCUCCGUCGACGAAUCCGACGUCGUUUCUGUACAACCUGUCGCUGCUGAGGGAUAAAGUGGAGGAGGUGCAAUCGCUCGCCGCUAUGAUGGGGCAGCAUCCGGCGUCAACGGCAAUGGCGAUAUCGACGACGAUGGGCACCUUGAUUCAAGAGAUCAUCGUCACGGCAUCGUCGCUCAUGUUCGCCUGCCAGCAGGUGUCUCUCAGGCCACCCUCUCCCGCCGCCUUCGAGGUGCAGCACGACGCGGCGGUCGCCGGCGAUCAUAAUUGGUACAGCAAUUGCAAUAAUAUUAAUGAGAUUCACGAAUUCGGCGGGAAAAUCGAGAGAGUGGAGGAGGAGCGCGGGGAGGAGGAGGAGGAGGACGAGGAGGCGGCGAGGAGCUACGAGCUGGUGGAGCUGCAGGCGGCGGAUUUGCUAGCCAAGUACACGCACUACUGCCAGGUGUGCGGGAAAGGGUUCAAGCGGGACGCGAACCUUCGGAUGCACAUGCGGGCGCACGGGGACGAGUACAAGUCGAGCGCGGCGCUGAGCAACCCGGCGAAGCGGGCGGAGGGGCCGCGGAAGUACUCGUGCCCGCAGGAAGGGUGCCGGUGGAACAAGAAGCACGCGCGGUUCCAGCCGCUGAAGUCGAUGAUCUGCGUGAAGAAUCACUACAAGCGGAGCCACUGCCCGAAGAUGUACGUGUGCAAGCGCUGCAACCGGAAGCACUUCUCCGUGCUCUCCGAUUUGCGCACGCACGAGAAGCACUGCGGCCACCUCAAGUGGCGCUGCUCCUGCGGCACCACCUUCUCCCGCAAGGACAAGCUCAUGGGCCACGUCGCCUUGUUCCUCGGCCACGCCCCCGCCAUCACCUAAUUUUUUUUUUUCUCAUAUAUAUCUCAUCACCUGUAAUUAUUAUAUUUAUUUGUUUCGUCGAGUGUAAAAGAAUUCUGCACAGAUAUGAUUCAUUUCAUGUUUGUUUUCAAUUCUUUAACGCUUGUACUUUGCGGCAUACUAAAUACUAAUGGAAUUCAUGUUUUUGUGCUUGUUUAAAA
Messenger RNA from Salvia miltiorrhiza (redroot sage), 1501 nucleotides. Its product is annotated as protein SENSITIVE TO PROTON RHIZOTOXICITY 2-like. Gene Ontology annotation, biological process: response to aluminum ion; response to acidic pH. The record is from RefSeq and is a predicted model, not a curated record. NCBI's taxonomy places the organism in Eukaryota, Viridiplantae, Streptophyta, Magnoliopsida, Lamiales, Lamiaceae. Bases 390 to 1322 code for a protein of 310 amino acids. The transcript has 2 exons.